Rhipicephalus sanguineus (brown dog tick) is the source of this 1851-nucleotide messenger RNA. RefSeq names its product serine-rich adhesin for platelets. The transcript is spliced from 4 exons. Bases 1 to 1851 code for a protein of 616 amino acids. Lineage: Eukaryota; Metazoa; Arthropoda; Arachnida; Ixodida; Ixodidae. The record is from RefSeq and is a predicted model, not a curated record.
AUGGAACACAUCUUUUGGGGCUGCCCGGCGGACCCUCCACCCAAGGAACUCCAGAAGCCUGCAAGCACGCAAAAUUGGAAGACCCUGCUGGCCAGCUCUGCUCCGGACUGCAAAACUCGGCAGCCGGGUGCCGCCAUCAGCUUCCCGCUCGAGCGGCCAGUGGUCAUCGGCGCUGGUGACCGACGAGGCGUCGUCUGGGGCUGCGAGUUCCCGCCGCGGCUCAUCGUCACACGGCUGCAGCAAAGCAACAGUGUGGAGAGCAAUGCCGACAGCAGCAUCGAGCUGACGGACAGAGGCUCCAAGGAGUCCUUGGUACGUGGCGGAAUAGCGUGGCAAGGUCUUGAGAAUGCCUCUCAGUAUAUGCGAGCGCCGGCCAUCGCCUGCAUCGUCUUCGUCGGUGCUUUUGCCACCGCCAUGGUGGUGAAAAGCGCUUUCGGAAUUUUUUCGGGAGAGGAAAACGCCGAAUUCGCCUCCGACCCACCUGUGCACCUGCAGCUGCCUUCGAAUCCGCUUCAGCCGGACGACUCUGGCCCCGGCGUGAGAUUUUCUCACCGCUCGUACAACGGCACUGUUAAGCGAGGACGGUUCGUGCCCAGAAAGGAGAGUUCCGUGGCUACGACUGCGUUUAGUACGGACGAGCCGGACGGGACGUCUGGUACGAAAUCACUGCUGCUCGACACCGUUUCUUCAACCGAGGCCGGCAGCAGGACGCUCGGAACGAGAAAAAGAAGCAGGAAAUUUAGCGAAAAUGACAGCACGAGUUCGAUUAGUACAAAAGUAGAGUUGUCAGUCAGGACCUCCACCGCCAGCACCGUUUCUCAGUCGGAUAGCACUUCGGAGUCAACCAGCGGUGCCACAGCGACCCCGUCGUCGGGCGAGACCUCCUCCACCGGCAAUGGUUCGUAUCCUGAUAUCACCAACGUCGGUUCAGAAUCAGCGGGAGAUGUGAUAGCGAAUCGAUCGACGAAUACGCCCUCCAGUACCAGUUCCUAUCAAGCUAGCAACACUCCCGUGUCAAUGUCAGUGACCAGCGAGUCAACCACUCUGUCGAAAGGUGAAAACUUCGCCACUGGUACCGAACCUAACCGGGGUAGGAUUGCUGUUGGUUCAGAUUCAACAAGCAGCAGCGCAGCCACGUGGUCAAAAGGCAGGAGCUUUGUCACCAAUACCAGUUCCUCUCCAGGAAGCAACAUGAUUAGUUCAGACUUGACAAGUGACGAGGCAGUGACGAUGCAGCAUACACAAUCGGCAAGAACGACCAUGGUGGCAUAUUCUACGGGAAAAGCUGUUACCGUUAGCGAGCUGCCGGAUUUGAUAAGCACUUCGUCCGCCGCUAAACCUACGGACCAGGGCAGUACUGCAACUGAAGCUGCCAACUCGAGCACAGCUUCAACUGGAGUAGCAUCCUCACACGCUUCACCAGCCUGGUCUGCUGUGGACGAGCGCGCGAUCGGAAGUAGCCUUGCGGAGCUGACCUCGGAUACCAGAGGCAACUACAGCGCUCCUGAAGCGGGAGUAGCGCUGGGGGAGACCGUUCAGGAGGCGGACGCACAGGGUUCGGGGGCUCUGCUCCCGUCGGUACUGUACGCAACGCCCGGCCGAGCAUUCGCUUCGUCCGGUGACAGCUUCGACGAUGGCGGCCGCGGGAGGCGGAGGACCAACAGCGACAGCCAACGAAUGCGCGAGGAGAUAAUGGCGCUCGCUCGUUCUCCAAGCUGCUGGCGUCCGCUGAUGGUCUUCGUCUUCAGCCUGGUGAUCGGCGCCACGCUGGCGCUGGCCGCCUACGGAAUCAGGGGCGCCCGCCUGCGCGGUGGAGGAGGGAUGCAUCCUCGCGGCAACGGCACGUACUAG